CAAACACUAUCGUAGCCCAGUUCGUGUUCGUAACAGCGACAAACUCCAAGCAGUUGGAAAAUUUUCUUCGUACUUUCCGAAACAACAAAGCGAUAAGUCGUCAGCCGACAACAUGUCCGCCUAUAAGAUGGAGACCGCUCCCUUUGAUCCACGUUUCCCCAACCAGAACGUGACGCGCUAUUGCUAUCAAUCCUACAUUGAUUUCCAUCGUUGCCAGAAGAAGCGCGGCGAGAACUUUGCGCCCUGCAACUACUUCCAGAAGGUCUACAAGACGAUGUGCCCCAAUGCCUGGGUUGAGAAGUGGGACGAUCAGCGCGAGAGCGGCACAUUCCCGGGCCGCAUCUAAGCAGCCUGCCCUUCUCGUCAACCAUUCAAUACAAAUAGCAACAACAACAACAGCAACAACACCAACUCCACAAUACCAAACAGCAACAACAUCAGCAAGCGCAAGCAGCAAAUAAUGCACUACAAAUAGUUAAUACCGUAUAGGGGAGGCUACACCAAUUGCAACCAAUUGAAAUGAAAAAGAAUAGCAACAAAUAUAAAUAAAUACUUGUUACAAA
Drosophila grimshawi is the source of this 563-nucleotide messenger RNA. RefSeq names its product cytochrome c oxidase subunit 6B1 (gene COX6B). Lineage: Eukaryota; Metazoa; Arthropoda; Insecta; Diptera; Drosophilidae. The record is from RefSeq and is a predicted model, not a curated record. Bases 113 to 346 code for a protein of 77 amino acids. The transcript has 2 exons. Gene Ontology annotation, cellular component: respiratory chain complex IV; mitochondrion.